This is a messenger RNA of Balaenoptera acutorostrata (minke whale), 667 nucleotides long. Its product is annotated as F-box only protein 28-like. The coding region runs from base 1 to 540 and encodes 179 amino acids. The transcript is spliced from 2 exons. NCBI's taxonomy places the organism in Eukaryota, Metazoa, Chordata, Mammalia, Artiodactyla, Balaenopteridae. Gene Ontology annotation, biological process: protein polyubiquitination. The record is from RefSeq and is a predicted model, not a curated record.
AUGGCGGCGGCAUCGGAGCAGCGGAUGGCUGAGGAAGGAGGCGGUGGCCACGGCGACUGCGGCUCACCUUCCGCCAUCGGCUCUACCCAGCGACUGCCCCCAGCGACCCCGCCCCAGCCCCUGCAGCCGGGGUCCCAGGCGCCCCCAGCCUCGGCGCUGGCUCCGGACCAGCUGCCUCAAAACAACAUGCUCAUGGCGCUGCCCAUCGUAGCCAUCGAAAACAUCCCCAGCUUUAUGUCCCAGGACGAAAUUAGCCAGCUCCACCUCGUUUGUAAAAGAAUGGACUUGGUCUGCCAGAGAAUGUUGAAUCAGGGAUUUCUAAAAGUGGAGAGGUACCAUAAUCCAUGUCAGAAACAAGUUAAAGCACAACUCCCAAGGAGAGAGUCAGAAAGGAGAAACCAUUCAUUAGCUCCUCAUGCAGACAUCCUCGCUGCUGUUGAAACAAGGCUGUCUCUCUUAAAUAUGACUUUCAUGAAGUAUGUGGACUCCAAUCUCUGUUGCUUCAUCCCAGGAAAGUUCCAGGACCUUCUGCAGCCCUGACAACAAUGCAACUCUUCUCCAAGCAAAACCCUUCAAGACAAGAGGUUACCAAACUCUAGCAGCAGGUUAAGACAAAUGGUGCUGGGGUGACUGUUCUCAGGCGUGAAAUUUCUGAGCUUCGCACCAA